Messenger RNA from Sphenostylis stenocarpa, 483 nucleotides. The record is from the annotation of a GenBank genome assembly. NCBI's taxonomy places the organism in Eukaryota, Viridiplantae, Streptophyta, Magnoliopsida, Fabales, Fabaceae.
AUGAUUUCUUCUCUCGCCUUCUCACCGACUCUUCCCGCCCCAAGCUUCUCCGGCAACGCCCUCGCCUCGCCAUCGUGUCGCGUCAGAUCCCGCCCUAUAGUCGCCUUCGCCACUGCCACCGCCACUGCGACCGAGGAAGCUCGCUCCUCCUGGAUGGAGAAACCACGCCCUUCGUAUCUCAACUCCUCGUGCUCUUCCCUCUACGAUAUACUCGGCAUCCCCGCCGGCGCCUCCAACCAGGAAAUCAAGGCGGCGUACCGGCGAUUGGCCAGAGUCUGCCACCCGGAUGUCGCGGCAAUCGACCAGAAAAACUCCUCCGCGGACGAAUUCAUGAAGAUCCACGCCGCGUACUCCACUCUCUCGGAUCCUGACAAGCGCGCUAACUACGACCGGAGCCUUUUCCGGCGACAACGGCCGCUCUCGACGGCGCCGGUGUUCUCCGGCUACACGCGUCGGAACUGGGAAACGGAUCAGUGCUGGUAA